UGAAAAUGGAUUGCCUUUUGCAUGCUGCAGCAUAAAGAGUGUGAAUGGUUUAUCGUGCAGCAACCUGUGGAUCAACACCCUUGUGUGUUGCUGGCAGAGGGUUGGGUUUUUUUCUUUUUCCUUCUGAUGAACAUAUUGUCUGAAGCUUCUCUUCAAUAGUAUUGACCCAGCAGUUGCAGCAUCAUCUCUUGGGUGUGCUGCCUCUGAUGUUUAUUUUGCUUCACAGCAUUUAGUUUCCUAGUAAGGCCAAACACCAAGUCCCGUUAAAACCACUGGCGUUUUCAAUGGGGCUUUAAGACUGCUAUCUGUUUGUUCGUAAUUGCAGGGUUAGAAUGUGAGCCAAGGAAAGGAGGAUGUCAGCUUAUGAAUUUCUGUUAUGCCUGCCACAGUCUUACCACCAACAUCAAUUCGCAAGGUGGCUGUAAUGUACAGUAAUCACUGGUGCGUGUUUCACAACUAGAACAUAGAGAGGCUUGCUGUUUGUUGCUGAGCUUCCUGUUUUCAGAGGAUGAGGUUUGGAGGUUUUGUUUCUGAUGUCUGUUUUCUCAUUCUACAGAACUGCCUUCGUGUUGCAUUCCAGGAAGUUAACGGUGCAUGUACAGGGAAGACCUUACUAUACCGGGUAAGGCGGAAGGCUCUGUGGCUGGGGAAGAGUGGCUUGGACGUGUUACUGCGCUCUCUGUUGCACCAGAAUUUCAACGGCUGGGUUUGGCUGCUAAAUUGAUGGAACUACUGGGAGAAAUUUCAGAAGUAAAGGGUGGAUUUUUCGUCGAUCUCUUUGUGAGCGUAUCAAAUCGGGUUGCAGUAAAUAUGUAUAAGCAGCUCGGCUCCCGUGUGUACCGGACAGUAUCGGAGCGCUACUCUGCUAGCAGCGGAGAGCCAGAUGAAGAUGCUUACGAUACGAGGAAAGCUCUUUGCAGAGAUACAGAGAAGAAAUCAAUUAUACCUCUGCCUCAUCCUGUGAGACCAGAAGACAAUGAGUAACUGUAAACUGUGAUUCUCAGACAACCUAGUGUCAGUUUCCUUCUCCCCAAAGCCCCCAAGAGCUCUACAGAGGAGAAAUAUUAGGCUCAAUGUUUUUCCCCGUGAAAUACCAAAAAGCAACGUUGAGAAGCUUCCCAACGCUGCUUCUGUCGGUAUUGGCUGCAUAUUCGUGCUCUUACCCUAUUGUUCUUCCUUUCGAACCGUGGCACUCUGGAGACUAUUAAAAUGGAAUUGCUUCCUGUAUGGUGGUGUCAUGGUUUUCCUUCUCGGCCACAAAACAGUCCCCUCACUUUGUCACUCUCACGGAGCCCUGCUCCGAAACUGA
Molecule: messenger RNA, 1309 nt
Organism: Falco peregrinus (peregrine falcon)
Lineage: Eukaryota; Metazoa; Chordata; Aves; Falconiformes; Falconidae
Product: N-alpha-acetyltransferase 20-like
Exons: 4
Coding region: 595-984 (129 amino acids)
Biological process (GO): N-terminal peptidyl-methionine acetylation
Cellular component (GO): NatB complex
Molecular function (GO): protein-N-terminal amino-acid acetyltransferase activity
Source: RefSeq, a predicted model, not a curated record